This is a messenger RNA of Oryzias melastigma (Indian medaka), 1015 nucleotides long. RefSeq lists its product as uncharacterized. Bases 182 to 799 code for a protein of 205 amino acids. The transcript has 6 exons. Lineage: Eukaryota; Metazoa; Chordata; Actinopteri; Beloniformes; Adrianichthyidae. The record is from RefSeq and is a predicted model, not a curated record.
ACAGGCCCCUGCUGACUGGAGGCAAAAAGUGAAACACUUGUUUUGCAGAGGAGAGACAUCAGUGUUUGUGCGAGCGACUCAGCCCACUGCCAGAGCCCGCCCCGUUUCUUUGAGGAGGCCUCAGCUGGCAGCGGGGUCCCUGACAUUAGAGCUGCUCUCCGGCUGCCCGCUGUCUUGAGUCAUGGCUGCGCAGCUGGUGGUCGCUCUGCUGGCUCUCGUCUCCCUGGGCGCUGCAUCUGAACUGGACUGCAAGGAGCUUGUUAAGCCUCUGGUGCUGGACAGCCACAGCCCUAUCUAUGGUAAAUGGGUGCUUCACGUCGGAAUGUGGGACGAGCCGGAUCUGAAAAGUGACCUGGGUACUGUGAAAAGCUCCUGGGUGGAACUGUACCCGUCCUCACACGCCGAGGUCAUCAAUGUCUACUGGGCUGACCGCCUAAAUGAAGACAAGUGCCUACAAGGGUUAGCUACAGCCACAAUCUCAGGGAUUACCACCCACGCCACCUUUGUCAUCAAUGGUCACACCUCUUAUCACGAUGGGAAAUAUUAUGAAACUUGCGAAGCUUGCCUCCUAUCUGAAGACACCACUCUCCUUCCUGAUGGAAAAUCAAAGGGACGUUACCUUUUCCUCUACACACGGAAUGGCACUCUAGAGUCAGCGGAGUUGGAGAAGUUUAAAAAGCAAGCCGAGUGUCUUAAAUUUUCCCCAGAAUAUCACUUUGUGAGCACAGAUCUGUGUCCAGAUGACCGGGAAACUAACACGACUGCUGCAGCUACUGAGAAUGAUCAAAGCGAGGCAUAAACAUCCGCAUGUCCUACUGAAAUCCAGCUUUCACGCAUUAACUAAGCUGGGAUGGAAAGUGAACAGCAGAAUAACUUCAAGUGUUAUGUAGAUAGCUUGUGCAGUAAAAACAAAUGUUUGAAGUAAAAAACAAUCAGAGCCUGUGACUGAUAAUGUAAUAAUAUUAAAGUUGUUUACUUCUAGUUGUGUGUAGUAAAUAAACUCAUUCUAACCUUA